Myripristis murdjan (pinecone soldierfish) is the source of this 6451-nucleotide messenger RNA. It is a transcript of the gene eif4g1b, whose product is annotated as eukaryotic translation initiation factor 4 gamma, 1b. Gene Ontology annotation, cellular component: eukaryotic translation initiation factor 4F complex. The record is from RefSeq and is a predicted model, not a curated record. Gene Ontology annotation, molecular function: mRNA binding; translation initiation factor activity; protein binding. Lineage: Eukaryota; Metazoa; Chordata; Actinopteri; Holocentriformes; Holocentridae. The coding region runs from base 150 to 5360 and encodes 1736 amino acids. The transcript is spliced from 33 exons.
CGGGAAGAUUUUCCGUCCGUCCGGCUCUGCGGACUCAAGGAGAGAAAGGACAAACAGUUCCCCAGUGUACCCACACUUGGGACAUAAAGACGGUUCAUAAAUAUUUGUGCACAGGUCCACGUCCGCCUCCCCAUGCAGAACUCCAUGAAAUGAAUAAAGCACCACAGCCUAUAACAGGACCCCCCUCUGCCCCCCACCCUGCCCCUUCCCCUGGCCUCUCACAGCCCUCCUUCCCCCCUGGGCAGCCCCCCUCUGUUGUGUUUGCCACCCCACCGCCUCCACAAAUGAACCCAACACCACAACCCCGACAGUUUGCCCCAGGGCCCCGGCCUAUACACCAACAGGGAGGCUUCAGAUCGCUACAGCCCUACUAUGCCAACAGGCCCAGCUUGCCUCCUAGCAGUGGGCCUCGGGGUGUCCCCCCCAGCAGUGCCCCUCGGCCUGUGGCGCCCACCCACGUCUACCAAGCAGGCCCUGGCUCCCAGAUGAUGAUGAUCUCCCAGCAGCAGCUGCCCUUCCCCAGCUCGCCACAGGGACCUGCCUACUUCAUACCUGGACAGUACCGGUCGGCAACAUACGUGGCCACGCCCCAGCAGUACCCGGUCCCAACUGGCACCCCAGGCUUUUACCCUGGCACCAGCCCCGCUGAAUAUGGUACUUAUGCGGGGGCCUACUACCCAGCCCAGCCCCAGUUCACCCCCUCGGUGCAGGCAGCACCCGUUAUCAUGAACCCCGCUCCCCAGCAGCAACAGCCACCACCUCAGCCGCCCCAGCACAUCCCCACCAAACGAGAACGCAAACAGAUCAGAAUACGAGACCCUAACCAGGGAGGCCGAGACAUUACAGAAGAGAUUAUGUCAGGGGGCCGCAGUGGCUCCACCCCAACUCCACCACAGUCAGCCAUAUCUGGAUCAGAAAGUACAGCAGUGGCCCAGGCCAACGGUGAGAACGUGACAGCUGCUGCUAUACCAGCACCUGUUAAACCAGAUGACAGAGGGAAGCCCACACCACCUCCUCUGUCAAAGACCCCUGAACUUACCAAGAGUGAGGCCAUCCAUACAGAGGCUUCUUCCUCUGACACAAACACUAAACCCCUUCCUCCCUCGCUCCCGGUGGACGCACCCGUCAUCCCAGGUGACACCGCUCUCAACACUAUCCCCACACCCCCACCCAGCGCUCCCGUUGCUGACGAGAUGGACGCACCCCCACCCAGGGAACCCACUCCAACACCCCCAUCGGCGCCUGAGGUGCCAGCCUACCCAGCACCCAUUCCUGACCCUGUCCCCACCUCUGCUGCUCAAGACAAAACAGACAAGAAGGACACGGAGGUGAAAGAGGAGGAGGCAGUCAAAGAGGUGGAAUCUAAACCAGAGGUUGUUACUGCCUCUUUGGACACAUCGCUGCCUUCUUCCUCCACCACUAACGGAUUGGUGGAGGUAGAGUCAGCAAGCCUGUCUGUCACGUUGCCACCCACUCAGCUGGAGGCUCCUCUGGAGUCUCCCAUCGCUCAGCCUGAGGAGCUGCGCCUCCCUAAUGGCCUGCCGCUGCCGGCCCCGCAAGACCCUGAGGUGCCCGCCGUCAGCACAGCCGAGCGCGACGACAGCCCCAUUGCCGAGCCCGAUGUCGUCCAGCAACUUGUCACGCCAACCCAUGCACCCAUUCCUCAGACAAUGCCCGCACCCGCUGUCCAGACGACUUCUGCACCCGCCAUCCAGACGGCACCCGCACCUGUCGUCCAGACAACACCCACUAAGCCCUCAGUCCUAGAGACAGUUCCUACAGUCGCCUUGGACGUCAAGGCAGAAACCUCAGUGCCGCUGCCUGUUGCCAAGGGGGACAUGCCUGCUCCCAUGGAGACGGCAGCCGUGGCCGCCACUGUCCCAGAAACGGCGCCCACCCCUCCCCCUCCAACAGCAGAGGAGAGGGAAGACACCCCCCCUCCGCCUGCAACAACUCCCACCCCCGGGGAAACUACUAUGCAAGCUGCUGUGUCUGUGCCAAAGAAAAAGAGGAAAAUGAAGGAGCUGAACAAGAAGGAGGCAGUGGGAGACCUCCUGGAUGCCUUUAAAGAGGAGCAGGUGGUGGAAGCCUCACCAGAGCCUGAGCCUGCCCCAGCACCGGAAACCCAGGCCCCUGCCGCUGCCCCUCCUGCCCAAGAGGAGGCAGACCUGACCUGGGAGGACAAGGAGGACAAACUGGAUGCUGAGAACAUCCAGCCUGAGCCUCCCAAGACAGCUGCCACUGACAAGAAGUACCAGUACAAAGAGGAACAAUGGAAGCCCAUCAACCCAGAGGAGAAGAAGAAAUACGACAGGGAGUUUCUGCUGGGCUUCCAGUUCAUCUCUGCCAGCAUGAACAAGCCUGAGGGUCUGCCAGCCAUCAGUGAUGUCGUCCUAGACAAGGCUAAUAAGACCCCUUUGCGUCAACUGGACCCCAGUCGUCUACCAGGGAUCAACUGUGGCCCUGACUUCACACCCUCCUUUGCCAACCUUGGCAGGCCCAGUAUGGGAGGAGGUGGUAGAGGACCAGCUCCAGGUAUGGGCAUAGGCGUUGGUGGGCCACGUCGACCCCAACAGGGCCAGAGGAAAGAGCCCAGGAAGAUCAUCACCAGCAUGUCGCUUAAUGACGACGUGCAGCUUAACAAGGCUGAGAAGGCCUGGAAACCCUCGGUGAAGAAAGUGACCCGCAGCCGUGGAGGGGAGGAGGUUGAAGAGAGCGAACCAGAACAGGUCAAGACCCAGGAGCUGUUCAAGCGGGUUCGCAGCAUCCUGAACAAACUGACACCUCAGAUGUUCCAACAGCUGAUGAAGCAGGUGACAGAGCUGACCAUAGACACAGAGGAGAGGUUGAAAGGAGUCAUAGACCUCAUCUUCGAGAAGGCCAUCUCAGAGCCAAACUUCUCGGUGGCCUACGCCAACAUGUGCCGCUGCCUUAUGGGGCUGAAAGUCCCCACCACAGAUAAGCCGGGAAUCACUGUGAAUUUCCGCAAGCUGCUACUCAACCGCUGCCAGAAGGAGUUUGAGAAGGACAAAGAUGAUGAUGAGAUUUUUGAGAAGAAGCAGAAAGAGCUGGAUGCUGCCUCAGGGGAGGAAGAGAAACAGCGCCUCUUAGAAGAGCUAGAGGAGGCAAAGGACAAGGCCAGGAGGCGCUCGCUGGGCAACAUCAAGUUCAUUGGUGAGCUGUUCAAGCUAAAGAUGCUGACAGAGGUCAUCAUGCACGACUGCAUUGUUAAGCUGCUCAAGAACCACGACGAGGAGUCCCUGGAGUGCCUGUGUAGACUGCUGUCCACCAUCGGCAAAGACCUGGACUUCGAGAAGGCCAAGCCUCGCAUGGACCAGUACUUCAACCAGAUGGAGAAGAUCAUCAAGGAGAGGAAGACCUCCUCCAGGAUUCGCUUCAUGCUGCAGGAUGUGCUGGACCUCCGACGGAAUAACUGGGUGCCCAGGCGAGGUGACCAGGGCCCCAAAACCAUCGACCAGAUCCACAAAGAGGCUGAGCUGGAGGAGCACAGGGAGCAGAUGAAGGUCCAGCAGGCGCUUAUCUCAAAGAAGGAGUCAGGUGGAGGCCCAGGGGGCAGGAUGGGCGGAGGCGGUCCCGGAGGCCGCGGAGGUCCUCACACCCCAGGCCGCAGUAACCUUCCCCAGGACGAGGGCUGGAACACAGUGCCCAUCUCCACCAAGAACCGACCCAUCGACACCUCCCGCCUCAGCAAGAUCACCAAGACCCCAGUUCUUGACUUCAACAACCAGCUGCUUGCCCCCGGGGGUAAAGGCACCUGGGGCAGCUGGGGUAAGGGCAGCAGCGGCGGCACCAGUGCCAAGCCUGCAGAUUCUGGCUCAGAUUCAGGCGGCCGUCCAGCCACUAGCACUCUGAACAGGUUCUCAGCCCUGCAGCAGCCUCCCUCCUCCUCAGGCUCCUCUCUGGACUCAGACAGACGAGUGCCACAAAGGAACAGCUCGAGUCGAGAUCGCGGUGACCGGUUUGACCGCUCCGACCGAGGCAGCGACCGAUUCGACCGACGGGAUGACCGACGGGAUGAUCGUGACCGAAACCGGCUGUUGGUCACCAAGCGCAGUUUUAGCAGGGAGAAUGAGGAGCGGAGUCGGGAAAGAGAACACCGCGGGCCGGCCGACCCUGUCCGUCGAGUAGCCAGCAUGACCGACGAGAGGGAUCGGGGCAGCAGAGACCGAGCCAGGAGCAAAGAGAAUGCAGUGAAGCGGGAGACUGCUCCCACCCCUCCACCUCCCCAGACGCCCACCAAGCCUGCCUUGACAGAGGAGGAGCUGGACAAGAAAUCCACAGCCAUCAUUGAGGAAUACCUCCAUAUCAACGACAUGAAGGAGGCGCUGCAGUGCGUGCAGGAGAUGAACAGCACCCAGCUACUGUUUGUGUUUGUGCGGCAAGGUCUGGAGUCAACACUGGAGCGCAGCACCAUCGCCAGGGAGCACAUGGGCCUGCUGCUGCACCAGCUGAUCAAGACUGGCACCCUGCCAACUCAGCAGUACUACAAAGGGCUUCAGGAGAUCCUGGAGGUGGCUGAGGACAUGGCCAUAGACAUCCCUCACAUCUGGCUCUACCUGGCUGAGCUCAUCACCCCCAUGCUCCAUGAGGGAGGCAUCCCCAUGGGACAGCUCUUCAGUGAGAUCUCAAAGCCUUUGAUCCCUCUGGGCAAAGCUGGAGUCCUGCUGGUCCACAUCCUCACCCUACUCUGCAAAGGAAUGAGCCAUAAAAAGGCCGGCACCAUGUGGAGGGAGGCAGGCCUCAGCUGGAAGGACUUCCUCCCAGAGGACGUGGAUGUCAACAAGUUUGUGACAGAAAAGAAUGUGGAGUUCACCCUGGGCAACGAAUCAGAGAAGAGCAAGAAGAAGGAGCUGAGCUCUGCAGAGCUGACCAAGCAGCUGGACAGACUGAUCCAGGACAAGGCCGACAACCAGAGGAUCUUUGACUGGAUCGAGGCCAACCUGGACGAGCAGCAGACGAACUCCAACAUGUUUGUCAGAGCGCUGAUGACCUGCAUCUGCCAGUCAGCCAUCAUCUGUGAGAACCCGUACAAGGUGGACAGUGAGCAGAUCAACCAGAGGGCCAAGCUGCUGCAGAAAUACCUGAAGGACGAGCAGAAGGAGCUGCAGGCCCUGUACGCUCUGCAGGCGCUGAUGGUGGAGAUGGAACAGCCUGCCAACCUGCUGCGGAUGUUCUUCGACACACUGUACGACGAGGACGUGAUCAAAGAGGAGGCCUUCUACAAGUGGGAGUCCAGCAAAGACCCCGCUGAGCAGCAGGGCAAGGGUGUGGCCCUCAAGUCCGUCACCGCCUUCUUCACUUGGCUCCGCGAGGCCGAGGACGAGUCGGACAACAGCUAGGACCCCCCUCUGCACCCCCGCCCCACCACCCGGACUGCUGGGAGGACUGGUGGCAUUUCAGACAAGAUCCAGUGGGAGGCCAAAUGUUUUGUGGAUGAUUCAGGGGACUCUGAAUCAGCAAAAUCCUUCUGCAUAAACAGAAAAAAAGCAAGAAAAAAAUUCUUCAACUGGGAGAGAUUGUAUUAUGGAUCGAACAUUCGAUCAUGUUAUUUUUUGUUUUGUUUUAUUUUCCUGUUUUUUUUUCCUUGCGCUAUCGAAUGUCUUUUUGAACUGUUAUGAAAAUUAAAGAUUAAAUUGAGAGAACAUAUGAGAGAGAGAGAGAGAAAGAGAGAGAAUGCUGAUGAGAAGCGUUACAAGCUGUAGGGGAUGAUGCGGUUUCCUUCAGUGUUUUUUUGAGGUUUUAUCUCCUGUUUUAAAAUGGCUUCUCUUUGCCACGGCAACACUAUUCAAGACAUUUUGCUUAACAACCCGAAAAAGAAAAAAAAAAAAAAGCCCAACAAAUGAACUUUAAAAGGCUGUUCACAUCUAUAUUUUUUGAUGACUUCAUCCUAUAUCAUGUCGACACAAAAUGAAGACAUCACGUGUCAUGUGCAGUGUAUGAUGACACGCUUAUGUAGGUGGCUAGCUAUUUGUUUCCCUUUUGUGAGUGUUGGAUGAUUGGAGUGUGUGUUUUAUAAUAAAAUUAGAAAAUACAAAGAAAAGUGGACAUGGUGAGAGCUGUCUAAAGGACAUUUCAGACAGGAGUUGAACUCACGGUUGUGGACUCCUAAGGAUUUAACGUAGACUUUACGAGGACGGUGUCACGGAGGAGGAGAGGAGCGACGGACAUUAACCUUUUGCUGCUGGGGGGGUGACGACGCUUCUCAUGGCCAUGCUGCCCCCCCGACCCUCUGAUGCGUGUCUGUUUUUACUUUUCUCCUGCGCUUCAAAAAGAAAAAAAAACAAACUCUGGGCUGGGAAAGAGAGAGCAAGUGCGAGGGCGUGCGGCCAAGCCCUCCCACAAAAGCCUGUUAGUGGAUUUUAAAAGAUAAAAUAUCAUUAUUGAAACUUGAAAAAAGUAUAUAGAGAAUAAUCUACUUUAAGAAAAUGGA